Messenger RNA from Camellia sinensis, 632 nucleotides. The record is from RefSeq and is a predicted model, not a curated record. NCBI's taxonomy places the organism in Eukaryota, Viridiplantae, Streptophyta, Magnoliopsida, Ericales, Theaceae.
CCGUGAUUGCUGGGGCAAUGAUGCUUGGCAUGAGAUUGGUUUUCAUAACAAUCCAUCCCAUGAAGUGGGGAGCCACUCUGAUGAACUCCUUUCUUUUUAAUGUGGGACUCAUUCUUCUUUGCUCCAUCAGUGUGAUUCAGUUCUGUGCAACAUCAUUUGCAUACUAUGCUCAAGCUACUGCUGCACAGGAAAUAUUCGGUCACACAUUGCAAUCUCUUCGUGGAAUCAAAUAUUUAUACAAGUAUAAUGUGUUUCAAAUAGCGUUCAUUGCCUUGGCCGGACUGACGUUUGUUUUAUAUGCUGCCUUUUUUUGUAAUUUUUCAGGGAUGGAAAAGAAAAAAACCAAGCGGCAGAUUCCAGCUUUCCGCUUGAAGCAUGUAUUGCCUUGAAGAGAGUAUGCAUCUAACUUGAUCUUACUUACGGAAUCUGCAGUUGCACAAAUUAUUGUGAAUGAUUUAGGUCAGAUGCAUAUAUGGCCUAGAGAUUUGUUCGAUGUUGUUGUCUAGAGAAAGUAGACAGACCUCAUCCGAGUUAAACUUUGAUUACUACAAAAUAGAAAGAGUUGUGCUACUGCUGUUUUUCUUAUUUCCCUGCCUUUUGUAUGUAUUAUGCCUUUGUUUGUUUGAUUUUGU